AUGAGUUCUUCGGAGAAUCAAGAAACCCCAAAUGGAAGACUUAACAACACUUUUCGUCAUUCUUCACCCUCUUCUUCUAAUGAUGGAUGGAAAAAACGAAUCCUUAUUCCAACCCUACUUGCAGGGGUUGCUGGUGCUGGAACUGGAUUGAUAUCAAAACAUCGAAAAAGUCUUGGUCUUGCUAACGUUUCUGCCAGUUAUGCCACUAAUUUUGCCAUCAUCACCGGUUGCUAUUGCGGGGCACGUGAAUUUGUGAUUGCAACUAGGAAAACUGGACCUGAAGAUCUAUGGAGCUCUGGGAUAGCGGGAUUUGGUUCUGGUGCUCUUCUAGGGCGUUUCUAUGGUGGUCAAUUUGGAGCAGUUCGUUAUUCUGUCAUUUUUGCUGUUGUGGGGACAACAGCGGAUUACACUAUUCUGAAAUUAAAAGAUGUUUGGAGAGAUUAUAGUACAACAACAUAUCAAAAUUUUGAGAAUGCAAAGAAGAAUGAAAAUUUGUUAAGAUUGCCAGAGUGGUUUCCUAUUAAAAUACUUGACGAGGAAGCACUUGCUGCAAAACGAGCACAGGAAGAGCAGUUUCUUGCACAGAGGGAAAGGAUUCGUAGCCUAAGGGAGAAUGGAGAUUCAUGA
This is a messenger RNA of Vicia faba (fava bean), 627 nucleotides long. Lineage: Eukaryota; Viridiplantae; Streptophyta; Magnoliopsida; Fabales; Fabaceae. The record is from the annotation of a GenBank genome assembly.